Messenger RNA from Musca vetustissima, 1545 nucleotides. Its product is annotated as probable cytochrome P450 6a13. Bases 1 to 1545 code for a protein of 514 amino acids. The transcript is spliced from 3 exons. The record is from RefSeq and is a predicted model, not a curated record. Gene Ontology annotation, molecular function: monooxygenase activity; oxidoreductase activity, acting on paired donors, with incorporation or reduction of molecular oxygen; heme binding. NCBI's taxonomy places the organism in Eukaryota, Metazoa, Arthropoda, Insecta, Diptera, Muscidae.
AUGAUAUUUUUAUCCUUGCUGGUACUCUCCGUGAUAGCCUUAUUCGUCUGGCUUAAAGAACAUUAUUCGUAUUGGGAGAAACGUAAUGUCCCCCACGAGAAACCAUGGCCUUUUAUUGGCAACAUGCAGGGAUUGGGUCGUAAAUAUCACUGGAAGGAUAUCAACGAAAGGAUUUAUAAGAAAUUUAAAAACACCACACCUGUUGCUGGAUUUUAUACCUUCACCACACGAGCUGCCUUUGUCAUGGAUUUGGAUAUUAUCAAAGAUAUUAUGAUUAAACAAUUUCAAAGUUUUAGUGAUCGCGGUUUAUUUCAUAAUGUGCGUGAUGAUCCUUUGACGGGAAAUCUUCUAUUUUUGGAUGGUGACAAAUGGAGGGCAUUGAGACAUAAAGUUUCACCGGUAUUUACGACGGGUAAAAUGAAAUUUAUGUUUCCCACCGUGGUCCAGGUGGGUGAGAAAUUGGAACCAGCCUGUUUGAAGUUCAUAAAUGAGGAGGCGGGAUGUGGCAUAAUAGAGGCCAAGGAUUUGUGUGCCCGCUAUACCACCGACGUAAUUGGAACGUGUGCUUUUGGUAUUGAGUGCAAUAGUUUAAUAGAUCCCCAGGCAGAAUUUCGUAAAAUGGGUAGAUCGAUAUUUGAGAAGCCGCGCCAUUCGGGUCCGGUUCAGGGAUUUAUGUUCACCAAUCCCAAAUUGGCACGAAAACUGAGAAUGAAAACCUUUAGUGAUGAUGUGGCGGAUUUCUUUAUGAAGGCCGUAAAGGAAACGGUCGAAUAUCGUUUGAAGAAUAAUAUUAAGCGUAAUGAUUUUAUGGAUAUGUUAAUUGAAAUGAAACAGCAGCGGGAUAAAUUAAUUGCCGAAGGCAAACAGGUGGAUGAGGAUGAUAUGAGUGGUGGCCUGACCUUGGAACAAUUGGCUGCCCAGGCAAUGGUAUUCUUUUUGGCGGGAUUUGAUACUUCCUCAACCACAAUUUCAUUUUGUCUUUAUGAAUUGGCUUUGAAUCCGGAGGUCCAAGAGAAAUUGCGCCAGGAAAUCGGGGAGGUUUUGGAGAAAAAUAAUAAUGAACUGAGUUAUGAGGUACUGAAGGAAAUGAAAUAUUUGGAUAUGGUUAUUUCAGAAACUCUACGAAAAUAUUCGGUAACCCCUCACUUGGUGCGUUUGUGUGUCAAGGACUAUCAGGUGCCGAACACAGAUAUCGUUUUGGAAAAGGGUUUACGUGUCAUCAUACCUUUGGAUUCGAUACAUCGUGAUGGCGACUAUUUCCCAGAACCGGAAAAAUUCCAACCAGAUCGUUUCUUGCCCGAAGAGGUAGAGAAACGCCAUCCUUUCUCGUAUUUGCCAUUUGGUGAUGGCCCUCGUAACUGUAUUGGUAUGCGUUUUGGUAAAAUGCAAGCCCAAAUUGGUCUCAUCUGUCUUCUGAGGAAAUUUCGUUUUGAUCGCUGUCCCCAGACUCAGAUUCCAAUGCGUUAUACUAAACUGAGUUUUCUGUUGGGUUCCGAGGGUGGGGUCUAUUUGAAGGUGACCAAAGUGCAAAAGGAAUCGAGAUAG